Messenger RNA from Geodia barretti, 3037 nucleotides. NCBI's taxonomy places the organism in Eukaryota, Metazoa, Porifera, Demospongiae, Tetractinellida, Geodiidae. The record is from the annotation of a GenBank genome assembly.
AAAAUAAUGAUUGUGAAUUGGGGUAGAUAAUGUUGGGGUAAGGGGAAUGUGGUAAUUGGAGUAAAAAUGAUUGUGAAUUGGGGUAUAUAAUGUUGGCGUAAGGGGAAUGUGGUAAUUGGGGUUAAAAUAAUUGAUAAUGUGGUAAUUGGGGUGGAUAAUGUUGGGGUAAGGGGAAUGUGGUAAUUGGGGUAAAUGGGGGUAAUUGGGGUAGAAUAAUGUUUGUACAAGCAUUAUUUUUACCCCAAAAUAAUUGAUAAUGUGGUAAUUGGGGUAGAUAAUGUUGGGGUAAGGGGAAUGAGGUAAUUGGGGGAAUGUGGUAAUUGGGGUAAAAAUAAUGCUUGUAAUUGGGGUAAGAGGAAUGUGGUAAUUGGGAUAGAUAAUGUUGGGGUAAGGUAGAAUAGGGGUAGAAUGUUUGUAAUUGGGGGAAGAGGAAUGUAGUAAUUGUCCAGCAAACUUCUCCAAGCUUUUGACAGCUCCCAAGAUACGUUUUCGCUUCGUCUCGAAUCCUUCCACUUCCAGAACAUCCAUGAUGCACGUUUUGAACUGACAGACGUGGAGUUUGGACGGCGAGCAGGCAGCAGGGAGAGAAGAGGUAGAGAGGCCGAGAGACUGGAGCCUUCAGAUGGGUUUGUGGAGGAGGAGGAGAAGGAGACAGUGUAGUUUAGUCUUCAGUUUUCUUCAAGUAUAUCAUUGGGAGAGAAGGUCGGAUCAAGAAGGGUAUAGAGAGAGACACAGAGUGUCACCUGUGGCUGCCUUCCAGGGGAAUAGAAGGAGAUGUUGUAAUUGAGGGUCCAGCCAAGUCAAAUGUGGCAGAUGCCAAGAGAAGAGUGGAGAUUAUUGUGUGGACCAACAGAGAGAAGGAGAAACCCACACACUUCAUCAGCAUCCCUCUCACUGUGCCCCACAUCAGAGACAGAGUCUCGCUGUUCAAAUCUUCUGUACUGGACUCCUGCAGAAGAGAGAGAGGGAUUUGUGAAGAUGUGUUCCAGCUACCUGAGAAGUUCCACCUCACUGUCGGAGUCCUGCGGAUUUUCUCUGAAGAAGAAGAGUUUGCGUCCCUACCAUCAUACUGUUGUUCAUACUGUAUAUACACUUAUAUAGGAGAAGGAAAAGCAGUGAACAUCCAUGAUGCACGUUUUGAACUGACAGACGUGGAGUUUGGACGGCGAGCAGGCAGCAGGGAGAGAAGAGGUAGAGAGGCCGAGAGACUGGAGCCUUCAGAUGGAGAAGGUCGGAUCAAGAAGGGUAUAGAGAGAGACACAGAGUGUCACCUGUGGCUGCCUUCCAGGGGAAUAGAAGGAGAUGUUGUAAUUGAGGGUCCAGCCAAGUCAAAUGUGGCAGAUGCCAAGAGAAGAGUGGAGAUUAUUGUGUGGACCAACAGAGAGAAGGAGAAACCCACACACUUCAUCAGCAUCCCUCUCACUGUGCCCCACAUCAGAGACAGAGUCUCGCUGUUCAAAUCUUCUGUACUGGACUCCUGCAGAAGAGAGAGAGGGAUUUGUGAAGAUGUGUUCCAGCUACCUGAGAAGUUCCACCUCACUGUCGGAGUCCUGCGGAUUUUCUCUGAAGAAGAAGAGGAGAAGGCAAAAAGCAGUGGUGAAGGAAGCUAUUGCAAUGGCCAAGUUAACAAGAUUGAGAAUUUGUUGUGCUCAUAUUUCUAGUUUGUGUCAGCAGAGUUGUACUGGGCAGUGAGUCCUAGUAAUUGGGGUAAGAGGAAUGUAAGGUUAAUUGGGCAUCAAUACUUGGGGUAAAAAUAAUAAUUGUAAUUGGGUUAAGGUAGAAUGUUUGUAAUUGGGGUAAGAGGAAUGUGGUAAUUGGGGUAGAUAAUGUUGGCGUAAGGGGAAUGUGGUAUUUGGGGUUAAAAUAAUUGAUAAUAUGGUAAUUGGGGUAGAUAAUGUUGGAUGUUGGGGUAAGGGGAAUGUGGUAAUUGGGGUUAAAAUAAUUGAUAAUGUGGUAAUUGGGGUAAGGGGAAUGUGGUAAUUGGGGUUAAAAUAAUUGAUAAUGUGGUAAUUGGGGUAGAUAAUGUUGGGGUAAGGGGAAUGAGGUAAUUGGGGUAAAAAUAAUGCUUGUAAUUGGGGAUAAGAGGAAUGUGGUAAUUGGGAUAGAUAAUGAUUGUGAAUUGGGGUAGAUAAUGUUGGGGUAAGAGGAAUGUGGUAAUUGGGGUAGAAUAAUGUUUGUAAUUGGGGUAAGAGGAAUGUGGUAAUUGGGGUAAAAAUAAUGAUUGUGAAUUGGGGUAGAUAAUGUUGGGGUAAGGGGAAUGUGGUUAUUGGAGUAAAAAUGAUUGUGAAUUGGGGUAAGUAGUUGGGGUAGGGGAAUGUGGUAAUUGGGGUAAGAGGAAUGUGGUAAUUGGGGUAAUUGGGGUAGAAUAAUGUUUGUGAAUUGGGGUAGAAUAAUGUUUGUAAUUGGGGUAAGAGGAAUGUGGUAAUCGGGGUAAAAAUAAUGAUUGUGAAUUGGGGUAGAUAAUGUUGGGGUAAGGGAAUGUGGUAAUCGGGGUAAAAAUAAUGAUUGUGAAUUGGGGUAGAUAAUGUUGGGGUAAGAGGAAUGUGGUAAUCGGGGUAAAAAUAAUGAUUGUGAAUUGGGGUAGAUAAUGUUGGGGUAAGAGGAAUGUGGUAAUUGGGGUAGAAUAAUGUUUGUAAUUGGGGUAAGAGGAAUGUGGUAAUCGGGGUAAAAAUAAUGAUUGUGAAUUGGGGUAGAUAAUGUUGGGGUAAGGGGAAUGUGGUAAUUGGGGUAAAAAUGAUUGUGAAUUGGGGUAUAUAAUGUUGGGGUAAGAGGAAUGUGGUAAUCGGGGUAAAAAUAAUGAUUGUGAAUUGGGGUAGAUAAUGUUGGAGUGUCACCUGUGGCUGCCUUCCAGGGGAAUAGAAGGAGAUGUUGUAAUUGAGGGUCCAGCCAAGUCAAAUGUGGCAGAUGCCAAGAGAAGAGUGGAGAUUAUUGUGUGGACCAACAGAGAGAAGGAGAAACCCACACACUUCAUCAGCAUCCCUCUCACUGUGCCCCACAUCAGAGACAGAGUCUCGCUGUUCAAAUCUUCUGUACUGGA